Molecule: messenger RNA, 1109 nt
Organism: Pimephales promelas (fathead minnow)
Lineage: Eukaryota; Metazoa; Chordata; Actinopteri; Cypriniformes; Leuciscidae
Source: RefSeq, a predicted model, not a curated record
ACACACACACACACACACACUCAUGUGAAGCGCUGAAGCUCAUGGACCGUUUGAGCAGGUUUAUCUGUGUGUGGAUGAGGAGAGAAACUCUCUCUCUCUCUCUCUCUCUCUCUCUCUCUCUCUCUCUCUGUGUGUGUGUGUGUGUGUGUGUGUAGUGAUGUCCACAGGUCCACAGGACUCCAGCAUGGAGCAGAGGAGAGAACACACAUCAUAUCAGAUUGCAGAAGGCGAACGAAAGGAGUGAUCCACUCAGAAAAGCUUAUAAAGCAUUUAAAGUGCCUCUAUUCUGCUGUUUUAAAGGCUCUUAAUGUUGUUUCGGCGUCUCCUACAACAGAUAUUCCCCGAGGCGUCGGAAACGAAGAGCCUGAAGGAGCGACUGCCGUCCAUCAUGGUGGAGCCGUCGGAGGAGAGCAGCCGUGAGGAGGCGGACCCCUUCCAUGACCCCUGUGACCCCGCCGGCGGCGCUCAGCCUCACGAGGACGGAGUUCCUCCUGGCCUUAAACGUUCAUCCAUUCCCAGCAUCCAGAUCGACUACAGCAGGCUGACUCCGCCCCCCUCGCCCACGUCAUCACGCGCGGCUCCGCCCUGUUUCCCCGGCUGAGGCGGACAGCGUCAGAGAAACGACACCGGCACUGUCACAACUCACAAAUAUGGGAUUUAAACCUAGUUAUAGGCCGAAAUGAAAAGUUUUAGUCUUGUGAACAGAUACAUGCGACUAACCUCUAGGUGUCAUAGAUCAUGUGACUCACGUAAGCCAGACUGAAGAUCUAGAUGUUCUUUGGAUGAAUGUGUUAGUUCAAUAUUUCACUGCAAUUGUAAGACUGAUAUACAAUAAGAAAAAUGCUAAAUAAAAGCAUUUCCACACUUUCUGAUAACCGGGAAAUCAAAGUAUGAUCAGUGUGAUAUCAAAGUGUUUAAACUACAAAUACAAAAAUAAUGUGUUUUCUCAACAUUUCAGUCGUGUUUUCCAGCACUAAUAUCUAAAGAUUCUGAAAUCAAGACACAUUUACUGGAGAAGAAGCAAAAGUCUGGAUGAAAAAUGCAUCAACAUGAAAACAAACAUUUAAAAACUAAUAUCUGCCAGAAUAGGGUCAGAAAAAUAAACUUGU